Molecule: messenger RNA, 6129 nt
Organism: Bursaphelenchus xylophilus (pine wood nematode)
Lineage: Eukaryota; Metazoa; Nematoda; Chromadorea; Rhabditida; Aphelenchoididae
Source: the annotation of a GenBank genome assembly
AUGCUCAGGAUAAGGGGUCAUGUCCUGAUAUUGGUAGGUCUUUGAUUAACACGAAGGAUUACUGUAAUUUCAGCUAAUAUAUGUGGGUUUUGCGACAGCCACAGAAUGCGAUCCCAAGGAAUUUCGACGGAAAGAGAAUCCAGAGAGCAAAACCAGUUACUUUUACUGUAAUACAGACGGGUAAGGGGGGUUUGAUGUUACACUUUGAAUGUACUGCACUUGAUACUAAUGCAAAUUGAUUUUAGCACGUUAGCAAAACGUGAUUGCCCCUCAGGCAAGGAGUUUAAUGCGACAAAAGGAGAUUGCGAUUUUGAGAAUUUGAAUAAAAACACACCUCCCCCAAAGAUCCCCGUCAAAGAUGAGCCCGCAAGGGACGAACCUCUGAAAGAUGCUGUAGAUGAAGUUGAUCCUUUCCUACAGCCUCAAUUCCAAGCUCCAGACGACAUUUGUAGUGGAGGGGUACCUUUGACCAAAUUGGGUGCACCGGUCGCUUGCAACCCUCAAAUUCCCAGCUGUCCAGACGGUAGGUCGUGUGGAAUAUAAUGGAAAUUUCUCGAAAUUUGUUGUGCAAAUGUUAAUGUAACUUGGCACUAUUAUUUAUUAGAAAGCGUGAAAAAUUUUAAGGAAAUCUGAAAAUCAGAUGUUUAGUUAUCAGCAUAUUAUACUUGGCAUCAAAUCCCAAAAAUAAUAUUUUAGGCUACGCCUGUAUUUUGUAUUCCCGGACUGGUACCUCCUACUGUUGUCAGCACACGGUGGAGCCCAGCAUCCAAGACAGUAUUCUUUGCGCGGGUAAUCAGGUCACUUUCUUCGAGCCUUUGACUGGAAUCCCCCAUGCCUGUGCUCUAAAUACUCCUGGGAGUUGCCCCAUUGGAUUUGGCUGUAAUCUGGUGGGUGGAAGUCUGACGAGAUGUUGUGGAAGAGACUAUGGAUGCCCUCUGAACUCGGCGGGAUACGUAAAUCCCAACAGUGGAAGCCAUGUUCAAUGUAAUUUGGCUGAUCCAAGGUGAGUGUUACGGAAACUGGUGAUAAUUUGGAUUAAUCUGUAAUUGUUGUAGUACCUGUCCAAAUGGGUUUGUCUGUACUCGCAGUUCAAUGUUCAACACAGCCGUCUGUUGCUCUGACACCUCAACUUCCCCAUCAGAUGUCUGUGGAGGCGAUCCUCCAUUGCCCCAACCCAAUCCUUGCUCGGCUUCGAAUCCAUGUCCCAAUGGGCAUAGCUGUCGGAAUGGGCGUUGUUGCCCAACCAAAGGUGAGUAUCAAUCAUUACAUUGUACACGAGUGAUUGAUGUGGUCGCGUAACGUCAUCAUGUAUGAAAUUGCUGAUUUCUUGAUGUUAAUACUGGUAUUUGCACUGUAAUUGUGUGUUCUUCCUGUGCUGUCUCUCACGAGUGACCAAUUUUCACUUGGUGAAGGCUAAAUUUUGUAAUUUCCUUACAGUGCGAUUACUGGCAACAAAGCUGAUGGUGAAACAAUCAAUAAUGCCCACAGGCUAUUCUAACAACAAAACUUUAGGAAUGUGUCCGACUGGUCAGCCAUUGGGAGGGAUCACCUCUUGUUCGGACAAGAACCCAUGCCCGAAUAACUACCAGUGCGUCACCAAUAACGGCGCUCAAUAUUGCUGCCCAGCUCCUGGUAAGAAUACCUCAAAACUCCUUGACAUUAAAGCUUCAAACUUGUAAUCACAGUCUUUCAGAACAUGUUUGCAAUCAGCCUCGUGACUCUGGACGUCAAUGUGCAGCCAGCGGAAUCCCCGCGACCACUCGUUACUACUUUGACCAAUCCACUGGAUCUUGCCGAGCCUUCCAAUACAGUCAAUGUGGAGGAAACUCGAACAACUUUGACUCGCUAGAACAGUGUGAGGGCUUCUGCUUGGACAAUCAAUGUCCAUCCGGCCGGGGAUUGAAGGCCGGCCCAGCUAUUGCAACCUGUUCACCAUCAGCCUCGGACUCUUGCCCAUCUCAUUACUCUUGUCUACAACCUCUGUUUGGAGCUAGUUACAUCUGUUGCUCAAAUAAGGGUAAGUCAUAACAUUUCAAUCACAACAACAACACAAAUAUUACAAGAAGGAGUAAAAAUAAAAAGAUUAGCAGCGAGUGGUUUCGAUCCACCGACCUCUGGGUUAUGGGCCCAGCACGCUUCCACUGCGCCACGCUGCUCACGCUCGGAAGCCCUUUCUUUUUUGCUUUUCUUUCGGAAGAAAAAAAAACGCUUUUUCCGAAUGAACAAAAAAUUGCGAGAGAAAUAAGGCUAUUUUUCAGCCUUUUAACGAAAUUCGCUUUUAGAAGCUUUAUGUCGAGACCAGCCGACUGCCGGAGAAGCAUGUUUUGGUACCUUUAUGACCAUCCAGAGAUAUCGUUACAACGCCGAGAGCGGAAGAUGUGAGCCAUAUCAAUAUUAUGGGUGUGGAGGAAGUGGAAAUAACUUCAUUACCAAGGAAGAUUGCCAGCAAUCCUGCCAAGCAACAGCUCUCAAUGGUAAGAAAAUGACAUAUGAUGAGCUCAUUGUUCAAAACAUGGGAAAGCCUCUUGAUUUCCUUUUAUUUUAGCUUGUAAUGGAGUCGCUCCCAUGUCCGAAGAUGGAGAAUAUGUAAAGAGAUGUGCCCCGAAUGUUCCUUGUCCAAAAGGAAGUUGGUGUAACACCAAAGGAUACUGUUGUCCCCAUGCCGAGACUUCUUGUAACGCCCCGAAGAGUAUUGGACACACUUGUUUGGCACAGAAGCCCGGAACCUUCUGGUAUUAUGACAGCCACGACGAGGUCUGUAUGCCUUUCAUGUACAGUGGAUGUGGAGGAACGACGAAUCGUUUUGCGGAUAGAGAAUCAUGCCAACAACAAUGCGUCCAUAAACUUGGCGAAUGCCCUCGAGGUAUGACCCCGUUCUUGACCAAGGAAGGGAAUCAGGUGGGUUUUAAAAUUAUGUGCAGCUUGUAUCCAGUCAAUCUUUUUUCAUUUGUUUUAUUUUAGGCCUGCUCUCCCACUUCGAUCAACUCUUGCCCUGAGGGUUCUUCUUGCGUGAUUUCCUCAACCGGAGAGCAUAUCUGUUGUAGUUCCACGGCUCAAUGUCCUAGCAACAGAUUGCCUUAUGUUAUCCCAGGCUCAGACUCUCAUGUCGCUUGUCUCCCGGAUGAUGACAAUUGCCCGCAAGGUUUCCAAUGUGUCCAGAGCGGGUAAACAUUCAACUUCAAUUAUUAGAAUACUCUUCAAUAUUUGCUUUUUAUACAUGUUCUGCUUUAGAACCGUCUCCGGCUUCUACAUGUGUUGUUCCAAUGCUGGAAUCCGUCGAUUGAGCUCUUUAUCCAUCAUGAAACAAGUACAGCAUAUGUCGCCCAAAUGUCCCUCGGGUCUUCAAGGAAAUGGACAGAGAUGUACCAUCAAUGAGAUCGAAGGAUGUCCCCCAGGAUACCUUUGUUUGGGCAAUGGCCUCAGAGGAGUUUGUUGUAAGACAACUCCCAAGUGUCAGAAGAAAAAGAGACCUUAUUACAUCGCCAAGAAACAAGUUCUCACAUGCUCGGACGAUGAGACUGGAUGUCCGCGCGGCUCUUCAUGUUCUCCAUCAACAGUUGAAGGGGUCGAUAUUUGCUGUGUUAGAGGAGCACCUACAACAACAUACUCUAAAGUUCCUAAAGUAGUCCCAAAAUGUAAAGAUGGAGCUCUUCCUUACUUUGCAUUAGGAUCGCGAGUUCCUCAGCAAUGCACAGCUGAUCGCGAUGACGAAUGCCCAGAGGAAUAUGAAUGCGACAUGGCUUCGGAUGAUCAGUAUUAUUGUUGUCCUGCAUGGGAUAGAUGUCCAGCUGAUUCUACUCCAUUCUUGGUUGAGGGAUCACGAAAACCUUUGGGGUGUAAUUGGAUGGCAAACAACUGCCCUGAGGGAUACAGGUACGAUUAUAUUGUACUUUAUGAGAUGGCUUUAUUUUAGUUGUGAGGGAUCGAAGGACAGGGCCAUAUGUUGUAAAAGUCGUCCCUCUUCUGCUCAGUGUCCUGUGGGACAGUCACCCUUCCUCUAUGCAAAACGACCAUUAGUGUGCCCACCAAAUAAGAAGUCCUGUCCCACCGGAUAUGACUGCGUUCCAGCCAGGAAUGGUGGAAUUCACAUCUGUUGUUCAGCUGUGGAUCAUCAGAGUCCUGAAUGCGUUAAUGGCUAUGGAUAUUAUGACCCCAGUAAGAGUUUAAGUUCAUAAACACCAACUUUCAACCCUUUUUAUUUCAGGUGUAAUGUAAUCGUUUUUCAGAGACCAACAAGAACAUGUUGUGUGAUCCCGAACUUAACUCAUGUCCCGGAGGCUACACUUGCAAACGCAGUACAAUGGCCAACGCUCAUGUUUGUUGUACGAAUACAGACAACAGAUAUGAAGGAUAUUGUCCCCCCUCUCAAGUCCCCUACAUGCCCUUGAAUUCGGUGGAGCCCCCAACUUGUCAUAUGGCCCUAAAUCCAUGCCCCACAAGCGCUGCCUAUCAAUGUGUCUAUAGUGCGGAGAAGCAGAACUCUUAUUGCUGUGCGCCAGUGGACACAACCAGUCAGAACAGCGUGAUGAGCAAGUUCAGCGCUGGCCCCUUCAGACAUUACAAUCGCCAGCCCAACACCAAUUCCAAUCCUUAUGCGAACCGUGAGUUGGCCAUGGGACUGCCAUUCUUGAUUCUAGUGAACGGAGGUAGAGCGAGUGUAGAGAAGGGAGUCUAACAAAGAUUAAGAGAUUAACUGGGGAAGGUGAAAAGAGGAUCCCCGUCUUGUCAAUAACAUAAAAAGAUUCGAUGAUUUCGUUUUAGAAGCCAUGCCACCCCGAGGAAUCGAUCCUAACAUGAUGAUGAAUAAUAUGCAGCCAAUGAAUGCACUCCCCCAACUCCCACAGAAUCUAAUCCCCCCUCCGGAUCUCAAUAAUAUCAUGGGACAACAACUUGGGCAACAAGUUGCUCAAGGCCUCCCCAACAUUUCCCCUCAGGGUCUUUUGGAGAUCCCCAAUGCUGCCCAUAUUGUGGCUAGUUGUCCUCCAUGGUCCAAACCUCUUCUCAAUAUGCAAACGAAGACAGCCCAGCUCUGUUCUACAUGGAACAAAUGCCCGAGUGGAUUCACUUGUUAUUCCAAUUAUCCAGACGGCCGAAAUGCUCAAUGUUGCACUACAGUCCCAUUGGAUAAUCAGACAGUAUUCAAGGCCACUCCAGCACCACCAAAUCAGAUGCCCGCUUAUUCUCCACCAGAAGAUGGAGCCAACUCAGUGAGUGUUCCCUAUGGAAAUGGAGACAAUGAGGUCAAGAACGUGUCAGUGGUCAUUCCAGCACUGGCUCUGCCUGACAACAUUACUCUGAUAAGAUGUCCACCAGGAACAGUCAAUAUCAGUGGAGUUUGCAAACGAAGUAAGUGAUGGCAGGAUGACAAAGCGAAAAGAUUAUUGGUUCUUCAUAACGCUGACCCUUUUCAGUGUUCUUUGUGGGUCAACAGGGAUGUGAGAACAAUGAACAAUGCAAUCAAAGGACCAAUGGAACUCAAUGCUUCAAGGGAUAUUGUGCUUGUCUCGACAACAAACUGAUCCAUGAAUCAAAGUGCGUACAACAAUGUCCAGAGGGAUUCUUGAACAUUGCUGGAAGAUGUCAUGAUCUCACCACAGUCGUGUUCAUGGAUUCUGUCGACGAGAGAGCCAAUGGAACCUUGGGAGGAUUUUGCUUGGAUACUGUAGUUCGAGAGGAACAAUGCUAUGUCAACAACUCUUAUUGUAAUGAGAAGAGUAUUACUUGUCAAUGCAAACCUGGAUUCGAACUCAAAUUGGACUUCAACAAAAAGGAUGAAAAGGUAAAAAAAAUAAAUACAGGAUUUUAGGGAACAAGAUAAUAUUACUUUGCCCAUGAUUGCAACCGUCCAUUAUGAGUUAUUUAUCGUUGCUUCAGGGAGAAUGCGUGGAAGUACAAGGAUCCAAGUUCAAGAAAGCCGAUGAUCCCAUCCCAGAAGAACCCGAAGUCAUCCAACCCAUCAGGACUUUCUUUGUCAUCGAUUCCCAACAAUCAGAUGACCCCGAAGAACUGUCUGAUGCCUCAGGGACAGAACCCUUGGACUUGACCGCUCCGUUUGGCAAUGACACCUCAAUCCACGUCAAGAUGGAACAAAACGAUGCCUCCACUGUGGAGAUCAUCACAAAAGCCUAA